AUGGAUUCGGAAAUCCCAAAGGACUCACUGCGAAAAUGCAAGGAAGAGAAGGCGGAGGGACGAACGAACGACGAGCAACAUUCGAAGAAAAAGGAAGACCAUUCGCUGACGGGGACGGGAACUACAUCUGAGACGAAGAGACGAAACAAUAAACAACCCCAUCGUGAAGGGACUCAAAAGAAGCAACAGAAAGAGCCACACGACUGCAAGGAGUCCCAGAAACUGGCACAUGUGAGACAGUUGGAGAAGUUCGAUAAAAACCCCCGAGAACAAAUGAAGGUCCGCCUUGAUGGAGACACAGUGUUCUCGUUCACUGAAGGAGCGAAAAUGUAUCAAGAGAAAUAUUAUGCCGAUACAGAGAGGGCUUACGCCUUCCCCGCAGGAUACGUCCUGAAAGAAAAGGAACAGGAAAGAUUGUUCAGGAAAACUCAAGACUUUAAACCAGACGGUGGAGGACGGGAGCCUCGCAUCAAGCCGGCCGAUUUGGCUGUUGCUACUGUUUUCCAUAUGAUGAAGGAAGUCUUCUCCGGGUUUCCCAGUCUGGUGAUAUACGAUUAUGAAUUCAAGGUUACGUUCUAUACAGCCAUGGGAAUCAAAAACGCAGCCAGGCAGAAAAGGGCAGAGGAAUCGUGGAAGAAGAAAGGAUUCGAAGUCACAGACGGUGACCACGACGUAAUGGCUAUCAUCUUUGAAGGAAGCAGAGUCCUCGUCCUUUUCUUCGAGGUCAAGGCGAGGGAAAUAGUCGACAAUGAACUGAGAGAUAACGUUGUUGGAAAAGCCGAAGGUCAACUGAGGAAGAGCGAGCGUGUUUUUCGACAAUUCGUCGAAGCGACAGCGUCUUCUCCCACCUUCCAAUGCAGUUUCGUCGCUCUGCCGUACCUCUCGAGGCGUGACGUUGCAAAGGCCUUGGAUUGUAGUUGUAGUGAAAACAUUCUCACCAAGGACGAUCUCGAAUCCGAGGAUUCAUUUUGGAGAUUCCUUGCGUCACAUGGGAUUGCUCUUACCAUGCAUGAUGAACGCGAUCCAGUCGCUCAUGAGUGUUACUUGGACGUGAUGAAAACCUACGUAGCCGCUUCUGCUUCCGUGGAUGGAAUGCCUCGGACGGACGAAGAACUCCGAAAGAAUAUUGGCCAAAGGAUGCAGACCGCUUUAGAGCUUCUCACUCCUCGCCAGAUGAACAUUUUGGAGAAGGAACCGUCUGUCCUCUUCUUGGCCGGUGGGCAAGGUGCAGGGAAAACAUACCUACUGCUCAAGAGAGCCCAGAAACUAGCAGAAAGAAGAGAAACUGUAAUUUUCGUGAACAUGUCUGACGGAGAACUAACUGGUUACAUCAAGAUGUGGCUGGUUUCGAAAGAACUUGAGGACUACGUCAAAAUAUUGGAUUCCAAGGAGUUGCGAGGGGGUCGUCAGCAUGAAAUCAUCGACUCUCUUCUUGACAUGAUGAAUGCCCAAAAGCACGCUCAUUUCCUGAUUGAUGAAAUGCAGAUCAACAUUGAAAUGAAUGAAAAGGAUCCGGAAGAGAUCGGGCGAAUAUGGAAAGAAUUGGCAGAAAGCAAGAAAUGCCGAAGUAUUUGGAUCGUCUGGCGUCCAAGUGACGUCAUGUACCCAGAGAAUCUUGAUAUUCAGACAGUCAUUGAAAUAGUCUGUCAAGAAAGAGUGGAGAUGCUGACGGAGAUCAAGCGAAACACGAAAUACGUGGGGGAGUUCGUGGUUGAAGUUACUCGAUUCAUUCAGAAAAGUUUACCCUGCUUUACUUAUCUCCCCAUGAGAGGCUUAGAAUAUGGACGUACAGAGGACCUGGGUCUGAAGAAACGAAUGGCCCAGGUCAUCUUCAUCCAAACUCCUCCAGAUUACAACUGGGCGUUCCUAUGGGUGCCAGAUGUAGCGAGGACGAUCCAAUCCUCCCUGAAAAACUCCCGACACCUAACCAUCAUCACCAGGACAUUCCAAGAAAGAGAUAUUGUGGUAAGAGAACUCGGAGGUCGUGGGAAGCAGCGAGUCACCUUCCUAGAUUCGAACGGAAUGUUUCGAGGACAUCCCCAAUCGACGUUUCUCGUAUUCUACCAUGACCAGGUUACCGGAAUGUCAUUUGAUGAUCUCAUUUUACUCGACGAUGGGAAUACUUUCUAUCGCUCAUGGUCCCGAAUGGUGAGUAUGGCCCGACGAUCUCUCCAUGUCAUCACUAUGGGCCCAUUGCCAUCAGGUCACUGGGACGAACCUGAGCAAAUUGGACUCGUUUCUUCGUGCCCCUUCAGAACAUCUGGAUUGCCAAAUAACGAUGACCUGUAUGAACCACUGGAUGAAUGUUCUUAUCCGCAGACAUCAUGGAACCUUGAAUUCCAGCCAUUUGACUUCUCUCCAUCCGAUCAUGAAGCAGAGGCAAAAAGUAUCGAGCUCAUCUUCGGACCAAACCGUUCCGGGAAGACUUGUUUUCUAGUGCACCGUGUGAAGAGACUGGCCGAGCAAGAAUAUGAGGAAGUGAGGAGAGAUUCCGUGGAAAAGCAUGAAGAAACGUCGCCGAGUGAUAGAAGACCCAAGCAAUGGCUGGUAUUUGUCGACUGCAGCAGAUGGAACAGGAGUGUGCAUCCGAGAAGCCUCUCCCUCGUUAUAAUGAAGGAGGAGAUGAAGAGAGCGGGACUGGAAAACACGAUCGAACUCUUCGACAUCCAUGACCUCCUCAAGCAGUUUCCCGGAGGAGGAAAUUUACACACUCUUUCCCCUAGACUCCUGGAACAACUUGCAUUGAAGAUGCUGGAGAAGGGGGAGGAAGAAGGACGAACACUCCACGUGGCCUUCGACGACGCACCCAUUCACUCCUACGUAAUCGGAUAUGCAGACACGGAGGGAUCGAGGGAAGAAUGGGAGUCCGUUUUGGGAGUCCUCUCCUCUCGAUUGCAGGACUCACUCGCUUCCCUUACUAUCGCCUUUCAGCCCUACGUCCAGUAUUCAACAGCCACCUUCGAUGUGAAGGAGUUCAUGAAGAUAUUGCAACACUCUCCAAGAACAGGUGUGAGGAUCAUGAAGAACGGAUGUAAAGAUGUGGGUUUUCCACACUUGCUCGAAUACGUCCUCUCCCACGAAUCCCCCAAAGAAUUGAGGGUGAAACUGGGAACACUGAAUACAAGGUCACAGCCAUCCUCUUUAGUGUUCGGCGAGAAACCCAUCAUCAUCACUCCUCCUCUCGAGGCACAUUAUCAUGGGGGAUUCAAGUGCAUCGGUGGUCGGGGUCGAGGAUGUGUUGCUGUGACUGCUGCUGCAUACCUCUUAUCCCACAGAUACGACAAUGUCGCAGUGCUUAUCUCUGAUGAUGAGAUCCUCGAGGACUUCACUGACGCUCUCGAGAGGAUGACGAAUGUUCCAACAACGGGGGAACGCCUAAAGAUUUACCAUCCGAGGAAUUACCGCGGAUGUGAAAACCCUGAGGUGAUGUGUAUAGGAGUUGAGGAUUCGUGGGUAGUGGAGGGGAUAUCCCGAGCAGUCCAGACUCUCUUCAUCGUCGACUGUGGGACUAAUCCAGCGGUGCACAGCCGGAUGAGGCUCUGGAGGGAGAUGGAACGGAGAGGCCUCAUUCUCCACCGCCCUCAGGCAUCCUCCCCUGCCCUCGAUUCCCUCUCUCAGGAUGACUGGAAAGCUUUAAAUCAAAAAAGCCCGUUUUUAAAGAGGAUUUUCGCCAUGGGAAAAGGUGAAUACGGACCAUCAGGGGUAUGGGAAGUGACUCAGCCCCACAAGAACCUCUGGGUGCAAGUGCCCACUGGAACAGCGGAUGUGUUUCUUGCCCACAAAGACAGGCUUAUCCAUUGCAAAGGGGGAGAAGUUCACAUAUUCCAUUUGCAGGGGAAGGAUCCCAACGAGUCCCCUUACGGAUGGGAUGAGGUACUCCACAUCCCCCGUCCAUUCUUCAUUUUAGGAAGCACGGGAACUAUCGUUCAGGAGUCCCUUUUCCUUUUUGGAGGGGCGGGAAAUUCACAGGAAGUACGUUCCCUAGACCUAGGAUCUGAGAAAUGGAUGCCCCUCUCGCCGAUGAGAAAUAAAAGACUCUUCGCUGCUUCGGUGAUGUGGGACCCUCACACAGUUCUAGUCAUGGGGGGUGCGAACCCAGAAGCAAGAGGACCGAUCUCCAACUGCGAGUGCUUCGACACCAGAACGGCAGAGUGGAUUCCCUUCCCUCAUCACUUUCCCGUUUCUCUCCACUCCUACGCAGCCACCAUCUAUAACGAUCAUGUAUACAUAUCGGGAGGAAUCGGAGGAGACGAAACCAGGGGGCAGGUGUGGAGGUUCAGUGUGAAAGGGGGAGAGGCCUGGGAGACACUUCCAUCUUUGAACAUGAAAAGACAACAUCACGGAAUGAUAGGUGACAAAGGACGUCUCUUUGUCCUUGGAGGGACACAGCGACGAGGAAAUGAGGACAUCAUGGUUCUUGAGAUGGAGACCUUGGCCCUGGAUGGAAGAAGAAGAUGGGUGACCGAGGAGAAAUUUCCAUUCAAAAAUAUAUUUAAGGCAACGGAGAUGAAGAGCUGGAGUCCUUCAGCUGUGUUUGAGAAGGACUCAGCUAAAAUCCUGGAGACAUCAUCUAAGAGGAAUGUAUUUAAGAGGAAUAUGGUGAUAGAAUCCGGAGUGCGGGGAUCUCCAGAGAGUUAUCAGGAAAAGUAUCUGGAGAUGUUAUCUGCGAAGGUUGCGAUGUUCGGAGAGGUCCGUAAGAGAGACCUUUGUGAUCGGCAGCAGGAAGUCCGUCCAAUAGUUAUCGUUGACUCCAAGGUGAAGACUCCUUUGAAUUACUCAGGACUCCGGCCUCACGCUGAUGAGGGAGCCUCAGGGUCGUCCUCGUGCGUCCCAGUUGUCCGGUGGAGGACCACCGUCACCACAGUUCCUCUAAUAGUCCGCACGGUCCUGUGCGGCAGCUGCGUGAAGGCUCGGCACGGCUUCACGCGUGCCGUGAGUGCGUCCACUCACUUUGGCUCUCGGCGACCCACUGCCGAGGGACUGCUCAGGGAAGGUGGGUCUGCGUGA
Messenger RNA from Darwinula stevensoni, 5007 nucleotides. The record is from the annotation of a GenBank genome assembly. Lineage: Eukaryota; Metazoa; Arthropoda; Ostracoda; Podocopida; Darwinulidae.